GCACGCCAUCUUUAAACCCCAGAAGAAGCUUCCGUUUAGCGCCAGGAUUUAGAAGGCAGAUAGUUCCCGCAAUUAGGACUAAAUUUUAGAGCAUCUUUAGAAAAUGAAGUGUUAAUGCAGUUAAUAUAGAAUGCAUGAUAUCUGGAAAACGCUCUAGGGACACGUUUGAUGUCUUAGGUUGACUCUUUGUUCACUGACAUCAACAAAACAGGCGGAAAAAAACAACGAACCAGCCAAGGCGUUAUUAGCCUACUAUGUUAGCCCAUGAGCUAGCUUCUCGAAGAGGGAUUUGAAAGGGUUGUUUUAACUGCGUAUCUUUUAUUCUUUGUUGGCCUUUGCUUCUUUUCGGAUUCGGCUGCGUGGCUAAUUCAAGUCCCCUCUUGUGCUUCUCACCUCCCCUGCGGUUUCGCUGGAGAUGAGCGGAAGAUGUCGGUUUCGGGACUGAAGGCCGAACUGAAGUUUCUGGAGUCUAUUUUUGACCCGAAUCACGAACGUUUCAGAAUUAUCGACUGGAAGCCAGAUGAGCUAAGCUGUCAAUUUAACGUGACUGGGGAAAAGCUACUUAUUAUCCACUGUAAUAUUACGGAAUCUUAUCCGUCAACACCCCCAAUAUGGUUUGUGGACUCCGAUGACCCCAGUCUGACACAAAUACUGGAACGCCUGGAGGAUGUAAGAAAAGGCAGUACACUGCUCCUGCAGCAGCUGAAGAGACUGAUCUGUGAUCUAUGUAGGCUGUAUAAUCUGCCCCAGCACCCUGAUGUGGAGAUGCUAGAUCAGCCUCUCCCCGCUGGCCCCGUCAACCCGGAGAGAAAGCAUGGCACCACAGAUGAGGUUACUUCAGAGGAGGAGGAGGAAGAAGAGAUGGGAGAGCAGGACAUAGAGGACCUGGACCAUUAUGAGAUGAAAGAGGAAGAGCCAGUGGAUGGGAAAAAAUCUGAGGACGAUGGCAUAGAGAAGGAAAACCUGGCCAUCCUCGAGAAGAUCCGUAAGAACCAGAGGCAGGACCACUUGAACGUAAGUGCUCAUUCGGGUGCAGUGUCGGGGUCCGUCCAAGCGUCGGACCGCCUAAUGAAGGAACUCCGGGAGAUCUACCGAUCUCAGAGUUAUAAAUCAGGUAUCUAUUCAGUGGAGCUUGUUAACGACAGCCUAUAUGAGUGGCACGUCAAAUUAAGAACGGUGGAUCCAGACAGUCCUCUGCACAGUGACCUCCAGGUGCUGAAGGAGAAGGAGGGCAUGGACUAUAUACUCCUCAAUUUCUCAUACAAAGACAACUUUCCCUUUGACCCGCCAUUUGUACGAGUAGUUUCUCCGGUUUUAUCAGGAGGUUACGUCCUUGGAGGAGGGGCCCUGUGCAUGGAACUACUCACCAAGCAGGGCUGGAGUAGUGCCUAUUCCAUUGAGUCUGUCAUCAUGCAGAUUAAUGCCACUUUAGUCAAAGGAAAAGCCAGAGUACAGUUUGGAGCCAAUAAGAACCAGUACAAUCUUGCCAGAGCACAACAGUCUUACAAAUCGCUGGUGCAGAUCCAUGAAAAGAAUGGCUGGUACACACCACCAAAAGAAGAUGGAUAAGGAAAAUCUCUCCGCAUUCAAACUAGGACAGAAUGUCUUGGAGUCAACACCUGUUCUUUUUAGAGGUUUUUUUUGUUUUGUUUUUUUUUCCCUUUUUUGUGGUGUUCCCCCUCACCCACAUCAUUCUGUUGCUAAUUGGACAACUCCAUGUCUGGAUUAUGUGACUUCUGAACAACACGUUUGGCCUGCAGAGUUAAUGGGUAAAACAUUAAUUCUUCCAUUUUGUCUAUACAGCGUCUUUCUCUGCUCCUGUAUUCUCUCCUGCUGGCUGUCCUUUCCUCCCUUCCAGUCGCUUUCUCUCUUGGGCUGCUUGGUUGACAGACUGGAAUUUAAUAUGGCAUAUUUGCAAAAGGGAUACCUGUGACUCUCCAAGCUUCAUGGAUGGAUAUCCCUUUGUCAUCUUGAUCUUGGCAAUCUCAUAAAAAUGACGAGAUUCCUGCGGAGCAACAGGCUUGUGGAUGCUUGGCUCGUCGUUUGUCUAAACCUCCCCCAUGUCUACAGUGGUUUGGAAUGUUAACUGCCAUAUUGUGAGUAAGACAGGAAAGAAAAGACUUAAGUAUGGCAGGGAGAUGUUUAGGGGAAAUCGACGCUUAUGAUGAGCCCAUGUUUUCAGAGAGGCGGAGGCUCGAUGCUAUGGCCCCUCCAAGCUCUUGUCCUUUUUCGGAGCCUUUGGCUUCUGUGGUCGCGCACUGAAAAAUAGCUGCGACUGAGCAAGUUGGACUUGAUCACUGUAAAGUCAUCAAAAUGAACUCUGUCUGUAAGUAAACCUGUAAAGAUGUAUUGCAGUGAAUGAAUUUUCCCAUCAAGUCCAGCAGGCUUCACUGAGACAGGACUGGAUCGCUUAGUACAUGCCUGCAUAGUGCGGAACGUCCUUACUUCUGAAGAUAUAUCUCACAAAUAGAAUAAGGUAAAAUGACCUAAUUGAUAUCCUCAUGGUGACAAAUUGAAUACCUUUAAACAUGUUUUUAUGUAUGCAUUAUGACUACUGCUUUUUUUUCCUUUUUUUUUUCUUGUGAGAAUGGAAAUUGUAUGUUGCUCUGCCAUCAUUAACUGCAGUUGUGACCAUUCCUCUUUUAACCAGUGUGAUUUCUACUGUGAUUACUAUAACACAGUAAUGUUGCGCCAUUAUGUAAACACAUCUCAGCUCCCCCCCACCCCCACCCCACCCCAACUCGGGCACAUAGAGAGGUUAAAGUAUUAAGCACUCCCUGGCAAUGAGCUUCUGCGGGUUGCGUAAGCCACAAAACAAUCUAAGCUUGUUUAGAAUGCAGAUGCAUUGUUUAGAUAUGUGGCCCCAGCUGCUGUGAAGCAGAGGUGCCCAAGUCUGCCACCCCACCAAGUUUAGUUCCAGCCCUAGUCCAACAUGCUGGAUCCUGGUAAUCAAGGCCUUCCGUAAAGGCUGACUAGUAGGACCAGGCCUGUUGGAAUUACAAUCUGCAAGACAGUAGAUUUCCUAGACUUGAGGUUGGAACCUCUGCUGAAAAAGUAACCGUUAUUGCCUUAUGAAAGGAUCCCCUCUCUAACAUUGCUGCCCACAUGACCUACAGAAAUGCCAUGUUUUCACACAAACCACUUCAUCUUUUGCCAUAACCCAUACAUCCACUAUAAGGAAGAUAAAAAUAGAAUCAUGUGUUUUCAGGAGUUCUUGAUGCCUCCAUAGAAACGGCGGAGCUUUUUUACAAAGUACUGUUUAACACACUCCAAUUCUACAUGCACUAGGCUUUCACAGGACAAAAUUAUAUUGUGCUUCAUCAAUUUAAGGCUCAAAUCGCCCUCAAUCAUCAUGUGAUUCACAAGGGUGCUUUGCCCCUGAGUUUGUGUAAAUGCCUACAUUUUCACAUGCACAGCUUCAGUUGGUGUUUUUGUCUGUGGACUACUGCGUUCCUGAGUUAAAACUAUGGGAGUGUAAUUGUGACUUUGUUAAAGUGACUUGAACCAGGAGUCUGGGUCAAAUAUUGGACACAAUGUUUGUGAUAAUCUUAACAAGGAAUAAAAUGGUGUGGUAUUCUUUGCA
Messenger RNA from Electrophorus electricus (electric eel), 3583 nucleotides. It is a transcript of the gene ube2q1, whose product is annotated as ubiquitin-conjugating enzyme E2Q family member 1. Lineage: Eukaryota; Metazoa; Chordata; Actinopteri; Gymnotiformes; Gymnotidae. The record is from RefSeq and is a predicted model, not a curated record.